AUGUCUUCCAACGAGAGCCAGAACAACGCAAGCUUCUUUGGCGGUCUCGGGGAAGCCGUCGGAAAGACGGCUAGCGGCGCUACAAAUACAGUGGGAAAUACGCUAAGUGGUCUAGGCGGUGCUGCAGGGGGCGCGACUCAGGGUCUUGGACAAACCGUGGGCGGUGCCACUGAAGGUCUUGGAAAUGCGGCCAGGGGCCUGGGGCAGUCUGUCAACAAGGCCGUGGGUGCCUAUCCCGAAGCACAGCGCACAGGCGCGGGAGAAGCAAAGAAAACCGGGGAUCCGUGA
This is a messenger RNA of Penicillium manginii, 288 nucleotides long. RefSeq lists its product as uncharacterized. The record is from RefSeq and is a predicted model, not a curated record. NCBI's taxonomy places the organism in Eukaryota, Fungi, Ascomycota, Eurotiomycetes, Eurotiales, Aspergillaceae. The coding region runs from base 1 to 288 and encodes 95 amino acids. The transcript is spliced from 2 exons.